CCUGAUCCUUAGCUCCGGGCACGAGCUUCCAUUAGCCAUCCGACGAUGGAGUACACCAGGAGAGCCCUCGCAGCUCUUGGCCUAGUCAGGGGCCCCGCAGCAGCAGCAGCAACAGCAGCAGCAACAGCCCCGACGAGCAACACCUCUCCCGCCUCGGGGCGGACCGACAACACGCAAUCCCCGGACCAGGUCGGCCCGGACGGCAAGAGGCGGUGCCGCUUCUUCGACGAGCAGCGGAGCGAGCCCCACCCGGAGUGCUGCGGGUGCGGCCACAUACUCCGGGACGCGCCGCCCUGCAUGUGCGACAUUUGCCACGCGCUAAACUUCCCUGUGCCUUCUUCUUCUUCUUCUUCUUCUUCUUCUUCCACUAGCAGGCCCGUGACGCCCAAAAAACAGGGGGCAGCGAGCAGCAGCAGCAGCAGCAGCAGCAGUAGCAGCGCUAAGCCGGCGGGAGCAGCAACCCAGACCGGCCGGGACGUCGUGAUGCCCGCAUCGGGCCCACGCCGCCGUCCCCAGAUGGGAGAGGACGGCGGCCGGCAAGCACGGCUGCUGCUGUUGCGGCAAAGCAGCAGCAGCAGCAGCGGCACGGACACGACCGCAUCGUCGUCCGACUGGGUGCGGGUGGGGUCGCCGGCGGCGGCUCGGGACGGAAGUGCCGCUCUGGAUCUGCCGGGUGCCGACGACGAUUGGGGGGAGGUUCGGGACAGAAACGAGAGCAGGCAGGAGGGGGACGGGGAGACGGCGUGGCGGGCUUACCAGAGUCGCCUUUUGGCGCGGGGGAGCCCGGCAGCAGCGUCAGGGGGCGUCAAGAAGAGCGUGAGGUCCAUGGCACCAAGAGACCCAUCCUGACCAUGCUGGCAUAAAUAUCAAUGUAAUUCUGUCCCAUGUAAGCAAAUCUAGUCUAUAUCUCCUAAAGACAGCCG
Molecule: messenger RNA, 923 nt
Organism: Gaeumannomyces tritici R3-111a-1
Lineage: Eukaryota; Fungi; Ascomycota; Sordariomycetes; Magnaporthales; Magnaporthaceae
Exons: 1
Coding region: 46-849 (267 amino acids)
Source: RefSeq, a predicted model, not a curated record